GGGGCACCUGGAGGUUAGGUCUGGGGAGUCUGAAGAACUAGCCCUUUAUGAAUUUGCCGUUCUGGGUAGAGCCUCCCUUCAUCGUUCAAGGGCUUCUGCAUCGCCUUUCGAGUUACAAUGGUCCCGCUGAUUGUGAUGGGCAAGUUUACCUAAGGGCUGUUGGGUCUUUAUCUGGAGUCCUCCCAGGCGGGUUAUGGACAGGACUGCCUCUGGCCUGCACCAUGAAGCCUGAGCCUGCAUCCGCACUGCCCUGGGCCCUGCUCUGCCUGAGCAUUCGGCUUCGGGCUGCCCCCCUCCCCGCAGUCCCCCGCUGCUAGGAGGUGGCCCUUUGGGACGGUUGUGGCCCCUUUCUGCCUUUCACCUGGCUUACCUCACCGCUCACUCCUCCUCCAUCACGGCGGCUACCCCACCCCAGCCUGCUCCCCGGCCUCCCCGGCUGGGGCAUUUGGGGGUCCGUAGGGAGGAGAGCAUCGCUGAAGGCUUCCACCCGCCGAGUUCCUUCUCCUCCUUGAAUCAAGGCCUCCGGAUCCGCAUGGAUAGCUGAGAUCUUUUCUUGGAGAAAGACAGUUUGCCCCUCACUCUAGUCCCUCACUUUUCCCACCUGCUUUCCUCCUCUUCUGCCCUGUAUUUCCCUUUUCCUCUGUAUUGAAUUUCUUGCCUGUGUGCCCAUCUGCGGCUGUCUUGCUCAUUUCCUUCUUUCCCCACCCUCUCAGUAUUUGUGGGUGUGUCUCCUCCCCCUUGGGUGCUCUCUGUCCCCAAACCCAUCUCCUCCUCUCUCUGCCUUUGCCACCAAGGGGCAUCUUCCCCUGAGGGCUGCUCCCUGCCCAUCUGCUCCUGCAGGCUCCACCUGCGGCCACGAUGGGCUUCACCACGCACUCAGUUUUCUUCACCCUAAAGGUGAGCGUCCUGCUGGGGUCCCUGCUGGGACUCUGCCUGGGCCUCGAGUUCAUGGGCCUCCCCAACCAAUGGGCCCGCUACCUCCGCUGGGAUGCCAGCACGCGCAGUGACCUGAGCUUCCAGUUCAAGACCAACGUCUCCACGGGGCUGCUCCUCUACCUGGAUGACGGUGGCGUCUGUGACUUCCUCUGCCUUUCCCUGGUGGAUGGCCGCGUGCAGCUGCGCUUCAGCAUGGACUGCGCCGAGACUGCUGUCCUGUCCGACAAACAGGUGAACGACAGCAGCUGGCACUUCCUCAUGGUGAGCCGAGACCACCUGAGGACGGUGCUGGUGCUUGACGGCAAGGGCCGGUCUGGUGAGCUGCAGCCCCAGCGGCCCUACAUGGAUGUGGUGAGUGACUUGUUCCUUGGCGGAGUCCCCAUGGACAUACGACCUUCUGCCCUGACCCUUGAUGGAGUACAGGCCAUGCCCGGCUUCGAGGGAUUAAUCCUGGAUCUCAAGUAUGGCAACUCAGAGCCUCGGCUUCUGGGGAGCCAGGGCGUCCAGCUGGACACUGAGGGACCCUGUGGCGACCAUCCCUGUGAAAAUGGGGGGAUCUGCUUUCUCCUGGAUGGCCACCCCACCUGUGACUGUUCCACUACCGGCUAUGGGGGCAAACUGUGCUCGGAAGGAGGUGGCCCUUUGGGACGGUUGUGGCCCCUUUCUGCCUUUCACCUGGCUUACCUCACCGCUCACUCCUCCUCCAUCACGGCGGCUACCCCACCCCAGCCUGCUCCCCGGCCUCCCCGGCUGGGGCAUUUGGGGGUCCGUAGGGAGGAGAGCAUCGCUGAAGGCUUCCACCCGCCGAGUUCCUUCUCCUCCUUGAAUCAAGGCCUCCGGAUCCGCAUGGAUAGCUGA
Messenger RNA from Manis javanica (Malayan pangolin), 1794 nucleotides. The record is from RefSeq and is a predicted model, not a curated record. NCBI's taxonomy places the organism in Eukaryota, Metazoa, Chordata, Mammalia, Pholidota, Manidae.